Messenger RNA from Stegostoma tigrinum, 6465 nucleotides. RefSeq lists its product as uncharacterized. Lineage: Eukaryota; Metazoa; Chordata; Chondrichthyes; Orectolobiformes; Stegostomatidae. Bases 316 to 1197 code for a protein of 293 amino acids. The transcript has 7 exons. The record is from RefSeq and is a predicted model, not a curated record.
AAACAUGGAGUGAUAGACAACCAGAUAGAAACAGAGCGAACCUCCUGAGAACUGCAAAUAGAAACCUGUUGGCAGCCACCCUGACUUGAGUCCUUUUGAAUGAAAGAAAACUACAGUAGGAGCCGCCUUAAUGGGCGGAUGCGAUUGGCGAGUUGAGAGUCAUGAGGUUAACAAUAUUCGCAGCUUCCGUGACAUAGGGAGAAGUCAGUCUGUUAGCGAGUGAGGGAGUGGCUGCUGUUUGACUGAGUGUUGGGAUCACCGUCAGCAUCGGGGAGGCUCGAGUCCAGUGUUGUACACUGACCUCAUUCCGUCAACAUGAGUGACAAGGGUAAGCCAGCGCAAAGAUGUGCAGGAAAGAGACUGGAUGAGCAGAUUAUAUUAAUAACUGGUGCUAACACUGGAAUUGGCAAAGAGACUGCAAGAGACCUGGCUAGAAGAGGAGCUGUGAUUAUCAUGGCAUGCAGAGACACUGAGAAAGGUGAGGCUGCAGCUAAAGAAAUAACAGAGGAGACGGGAAAUGGUUAUGUAGUGGUGAAGAAGUUGGAUUUAGCUGACACCAAAUCUAUUCGGGAGUUCGCUAAACAAAUUAAUGAAGAAUACCAGCACCUUAACAUUCUGAUCAAUAAUGCUGGAGUAAUGAUGUGCCCUUAUUCUAAAACAGUGGAUGGGUUUGAACUACAGCUUGGGGUCAAUCAUUUAGGUCAUUUUUUAUUAACAUUUUUACUGAUUGAUUUAGUAAAACAGUCCACUCCUUCUCGUAUCAUCAAUGUCUCCUCAGCUGCACACACAAUGGGAAGCAUUAAUUUUGAUGACUUAAACAGCGAGAAGAGCUAUAAUUCAGUGAAGGCUUAUGCACAGAGCAAACUAGCCAAUAUUAUGUUUACAAGGGAACUGGCGCGAAAACUUGAAGGGACAGGUGUUUCGGUAUUUAGUUUACAUCCUGGAGUGGUGCAGACAGAACUAGCCCGACACUUGAAUCCUGUGGUUCGACUUGGCCUGACAAUGCUACGACCUUUCACCAAGUCUCCAUCGCACGGUGCAGAGACGACCAUUUUUUGUGCUGUGGCCGAAGGACUGGAAGAGGAAACUGGGCAGUACUUCAAGAUCAAAUUGGUGUACUCCCUUACUGCACUCUGGGGAUGGGCUGUAGCAGUUCAAAAAGAUGGCUCACCGUCAGAUGCCCAAGCUAUUUGUUGAGAAACAAAUACUGCCUUUAUCAGUGACACUCACACUGCAAGGAAGAGCAUGAAAAAGCACAGAAAGCUACUGAUAGAAAAAAAUGAGACACAGACUGUGAUCUGGUAUUUUUAAACUCAUUGAGUUCAAAAGGCUGUAAAGUGCCUUAUUGAAAAAGAAAUUGCUGUCCUUGGAGUUUACACUGCACUUCAGUAUUUUGGUGUUUUUUUUAGUUUUAUUUGCAAUUUAUAUCAGCUUUGAUAUCAGUAAACAGUGCAGUUAUCUUUCCUUUAAAAAAUAGAAAGCUAACCAGGAAACCAAAGAGGCAUUAAAUAUGUGCAUCAUAGGAGUAACUAAAUAUAAAUAAUUUCCUAUUAAGUUCUCAAAGGAUCUGUGAUAAACCUUCAAAGAUAUAGACAGUGCUGAAAUGAAAGAUAAAUUGAAGAGUGUGUGGAUAUGCUUAAUUCUAAUGUGCAAGUAUUUACUACAGAAAUGCAGUAACACAGCACUUGCUAUGAUUUGACAGACAAGCUCAACAUCACUGGGAAAAUUAUCCUUUAUAGUUUCAAAAUAAAUCAAAAGCACAGUCAAUAACUGAAAUGUCUACAGUCUCUCCAUGGUAGUAAUGAGGAACUUGAUGAAUAUUUGGACAGUAUAUUUCAAUCACAGAUUUCAACAAAUAAAUCUGCUGCUGACUUUUAAACAAGGGUAGCAAAUUGAUGGCCGGUAAGCUUUUGUUAAAACUUCAUGCUGACUGCUACAUGAGCUUAAGACAAUUGAUGUCCAUGGUAAAAUCUGGCAGUAGAUAUAGAAAUGGCUAUGAUAGAGAGGUAGUGUUGCUGUACUCAUAUGAUCAAGGUUAGGUGUGAGAAUGGAAUUUUUACUGAUUCAUUGAUCAGAACCACCCAACGAAUCCGUGCUGGAGUACAUUACCCCUCAUCACUGAGAGACAAGUAAAACAUGUAAACCUUGGAGGAAAUACAAAGAUGGGCUGAUAAUAAAGUAAGAUGUUCUGACACUCUAAAGGCCUCAGGACCUUGAAAAAAACUUUGUGAUGAUGUCACAGAGCUGCAUGAAUUUAGCAUAAUUAGCAUAACGUGACAGCUUUAAAACAGGCAUGACUACGUUAUACUACACUAGACAACAUGACACUCAUCUAAAUCUUCAUAGAGUCUUAAAGUUACAUGGACAAAUAAACACAAAGAAGGUAGGUGAGUCCUUGCCUAACACAGCCUGGUAUAUCUAUAAUCAUCAAUUAUAACCAUGUUCAGUAUUAAUGUACAAUAAAUAACAUUACUUUGAAGUCUAAUCCUGAAGACAGUUUUUCCCAUUGUCUUUUCCUUGACCAAUCUAUCUUAGCACCAAACUGAGAGGGGCAUCAAACAACAUGACAAAACAUGUUUCUUGGAUAAACCAGAAAAAUUCAGGCUCUGAACUAGUAUCUCCUUGCACUAUAUAAGAUCUUCUUGCGCUAUAGUAGAUUACUUGAAGUAUAUGUGAAGUACAGUUUCAAGUUCAAGUGUAAUAACCACAUUAUUUGACACAGGAAUUAAUAUUUUAGCUCUUCAAGCUUGUUCCAUUAUCAAUUGGCUGAUCUAUGUCUUAAACAGUUUCAAUUUGCCAAGCCAUGACAGCUUUUUGGAGAAGCAGUGUUUCGGAUUUACAGUAGUCUUUGUAAGAAAAAGUACUUCCUGACAUCAGUACUCAAUGGCCCAUUUUAAAUUUACAGCUGAGCCACUUUGUUCUGGGCUUUCCAACCAGUGUAAAUAAUUUUUCUCUAUUUACCGCUUCAGAUCUUUUAGUCAUUUAGGCAUCUCAGCUGGAUCAUCUCUUUGUCUUCUAAAGUCAUAUGAAUUCAAGCCUAGGCAGUGCAAGCUGUCAUAAUGAUUUCACACUUUUAGCAUGUGUAUGCUUCCUAUGAAUUUAUGCUCCCUACACACACUCAAUAUUUGACAUGCCCUUCUAGGCUAGAGGAGAGAAGAUGAGAAUUCUGCAGAGUUCAAAAAAUAUUUGGACAUUGUGAUGUGGGCAGCCAUACAUUACACUAGACAGUGAAUUAAAUGGAAUGAAUGUCUUCCCACAUCUGCAAUCCAGGAAAAUACAAAUACAAUUAUUUCAAAAUCUGGCUUGAUCUUCUGUAGACGGAUAUUGCUGUAAAAAAUAAAGCAUUAACAAUGCACAUUUUUAUUACUGUGCAAAUUAGUUGGAGAGUUAAGGCAGUAAAAGUAACAGGCCUGUCUUUAAUGUUGAUGACCAUGGUUUUACUCAAGGUUGGAGAGCCAGCAGUGAAAAUUCUACGGUCCGCCUCCCCCUCUCUCCCUAUUUAUUCCAGAACCCUCACCCCAUCCCCCUCUCUGAUGAAGGGUCUAGGCCUGAAACGUCAGCUUUUGUGCUCCUGAGAUGCUGCUUGGCCUGCUGUGUUCAUCCAGCCUCACAUUUUAUUAUCUUGGAUUCUGCAGCAUCUGCAGUUCCCAUUAUCACUGUGAUAAUUUCCAAUGGAAUUUGUUGAUUUCAGCAAGAGAUUUGAACUUCUAAUUGUUAACUGAAGGAUAAUCUUACAUUUUGAAAUAUGCUACUGUAACAGGUGACUAAAAACGCUACUAACUGAACAAUAUUUUCUUUUUAUAAGCAGUUUAUGCUUUAACUAAUGCAAGUGACAUUCCCCUUGUAUACCUAUCAUCCGUUAUGCACUCCACACAAUUAUAGCAAACAGCCCUCAGUUAUUCCUAGAUUCCCAUAUCUCUGUUUCUCCAAUGUGACUUCAGAUGACCAGCUCCAGGUAUUUUCCUAAUUUUUUUGGAGAGUUCCUUGAACCUGCCUCCAGCAGUAAAGCAUAUUCUAAUGGCCAUAAGACCAUAAGAUAUAGGAGCAAAAUUAGGCCAUUCAGCCCUUUGAGUCUGCUCCACCAUUCAAUCAUGGCUCAUAUGUUCCUGAACACCAUUCUCCGUAAUCCUUGAUCCCCUCACUAAUUUAGAAACUAUUUGUCUUAAAUGCAGUCAAUGACUUGCUCAUCAUAGCGUUGUGUGGCAAGGAGUUCCGCAGAUUCACCACCCACCUUGGUUGAAGAAAUUCUUCGUCAUCUUUGUUCCAAAGCACCAUCCCCUCACUCGGAGGCUGUGCCCUCGGAUCCUAGUCUCUCCUAGCAGUGAAACAUCUACUCCACAUCAACACUAUCUAAACCUCUCAGUAUUCUGUAAGUUUCAAUCAGAUUCCAUCUCAUCCUUCUAAGCUUUAUCAAGUACAGACCCAGAGUCUUCAAGCACUCCUCAUAUGACAAGCCCUUCAUCCCUAGGAUCAUUCUGGUAAACCUCCACUAAACUCCUCCAGAGCCAGCACAUCCAUCCUCAGAUACACAGGGUCUAAAACUACUCCCAAUAUUCCAAAUGCAGUCUGACCAGAACCAUAUACAACCUCAGCCGUACAUCUCUGCUCUUCUAUUCUUGCCUUCUUGAAAUAAAUGCUAACAUUGCUUUUGCCUUCCUAACUGCCAACUAAACCUGCAUGUUAACCUUAAGAGAAUCCUGAGCUAGAACUCCCAAUCCCACCUUACUUCAGAUUUCUGAAGUGUUUCAACUUUUCAAAAAUACUCUAUGCCUCUAUUCUUCCUACCAAGGCACAUAAUCUCACACUUGCCCACAUUGCAUUCCAUUUGCCACUACUCUACCCACUCUCUUAACCUGUCCAAGUUCUUCUGCUGCCUCUGCACUUCCUCAACACUACCUGUCCAUCCACGUAUCUUUGUAUCAUCUGCAAAAUGAGCAAAAAUGCCUGUAGUUCCUUCCUCCAGAUUUUAAAUGUAUCACAUAAACAGUUGUGGUCCCAACUGCUGACAGCUGCAGAACUCCACUAGCCACCAGCUGUCAAAGGGCUCCUAGAAAUCCAAUAGGUCACAUCCACUGGCUCUUCUUUAUCUAACUUGGUCAUUAUCUACUCAAAGAAUUCUGACGGACUGGUCAAGCAUGACUUCCCUGUGACAAUGUUGUGCUGACUCAGCCCUAUUUUACCAUACUCUGCAAUCUCAUCCUUAAUAAUGGACUCUAAACAUUACUAACGAUCGAGGUUAAGCUAACUGCCCCAGAUUUUCCUAUUGUCUGCUUCCCUGCCUUCUUAAAACAGGAUACUAUAUUAGCUAUUUUCUGGAACCCUUUCUGAUUCCAGUGAUUCCUGGGAGAUCACCACCAAUGCUUCUACAAAUUCCUGAGCUAUAUCCUUCGCAAGCCUGGGGUGUAGUCUAACCAGUCCAGGUGAUUUAUCCAUUUUCAGACCUUUCAGCUUCCCCAGCACUUUCACCUUAGUGACCACCACUAACCCCCACCUCUGCCAACUGACUCUCUUGAAGUUCUGGUGUGCUGCUGGUGUCCUCUGCAGUGAAAACCAAUGCAAAGUACCUAUUCAAUUCCUCCGCCAUUUCUUUGUUCCCCAUGACUACUUCUUCAGCCUCAUUUUCCAGCAGUCCAAUGUCCACUCUUGCCCCUCUCCAAUCUUUUACAUAUCCUAAAAACUCUUGCAGUAUCCUUUUCUAUUACUAGCUAGCUUACCUUCAUUUCAUCUUUUCCCCUCAUUUUUUUAGUUAUCCUCUGCUUUUUUUUAUAGAUUUAACAAAUCUUUGGCUGCCCACUGAUCUUCACGGCAUUGUAUUUUUUUUUUCUUUUGCUUUUAUGGCUCUUCUUAUAGCAUCUGUUGUAUUAGCUUUUGCUUCUUAAGUAAGAUGUUUGCUACCUAACUGGAAAGAAUUCAUGCAAUAUCCAAUUCUGAGCAUGAAGUAGAGCAAGUGGAAUGUGUUGCUAUGGAAGAACAUGAGGUCAUUGUUGAUCAUAAUGUAAGGAUUAAGGCUUAAAGGAUUUAGAGAAUGAGAGAAAGAUAAAAUAAUGGCGAAAAUACCCAGCUGGGAAAGAACCAAUUUCUGUAAUUUGAAAAUGCAUCAAACAUGUUUGGACUUUAAAAAAGAGUGCCAAAGUAAAUGGUAAAUAAUUAAUUGCAGGCUUUUGAGGCAGAAAUUUAAAAAUGAAAUUGAAAGGGCAAAAAGAGUAUGAGACAGAUUAGUGAGUAGCAUAAAGUGAAACUGAAAAAUUACAGGAUAGUUAAAUGAACAGUUGACCCAACUAGCUUGUUUAUGAUUUUAGUUCUAUAAGGACAUCCAUGCUGUAUGACACUAUAACUUGAUAACCUUUGAAUUUGUGUCUCUUUAUCGAAUUGUUAUAAAAUAGAAAUGUUAACAAUCUGCUUAUAAUCAGUUGUAACCUAGCAUGAAGUCAUGUAUGCAUUUUUAUUUCGUUCCUACUCUGUCAU